This is a messenger RNA of Cercospora beticola, 2278 nucleotides long. Its product is annotated as MFS transporter. The record is from RefSeq and is a predicted model, not a curated record. Gene Ontology annotation, biological process: transmembrane transport. Gene Ontology annotation, molecular function: transmembrane transporter activity. NCBI's taxonomy places the organism in Eukaryota, Fungi, Ascomycota, Dothideomycetes, Mycosphaerellales, Mycosphaerellaceae.
UCCCAACUGACUCCAACGCCUUCCUCACUCCUCCCGCUGAAUUGCACGAUCGGCGCGAUAACCUUUGCGACGCAUUGACUUUCGACUCGCGACUUCCAUUACGUCUGCGGCGACCACGUUUUCCUUUUCAUCAUCAACAGGCAGCGGCGAACAACACACCGGAAGAAGUUUCGUGACCGCCACUCCCGCAACGACGACCACUCUGCCAAACACCCCAAAUCUUUUCCGCCUGCUUCGGGUCUUGGGUGUGUGAGGGCCGACGUAAGAUUGGAGCCGGGUCAUUACAGUAUGGUAUUAACACACACAAGAACCGCCUCUCCUCGAGAUCCCAACAAGUUUCCCACCACUCAGCUCUUUCUGCUUGCACUCGUGCGGUUGUCAGAGCCUAUUGCAAUCACAUCCAUCUUCCCGUGGGCCUGGAAGCUCGUUCUCCACUUCAAUGUCGGCGACAAGAGCAAUGCCUCCUUCUACGCUGGCAUCCUCAUCUCCGCCAUGUCUCUUACUGAGACUCUCUUCUGCUACUUCUGGGGUGGAAUGAGUGACAAGUAUGGCCGGCGUCCCGUCGUCCUCAUUGGAUGCAUCGGCACCAUUGCUUCUCUCCUCGUGGUAGGCUUUGCACCCAACUUUUGGAUUGCUUUGCUUGGUCGUUGCCUUGCAGGCGCGCUCAAUGGCAAUGUAGGUGUCAUCCAGACUAUGGUUGGCGAGAUUGUUGUCAAUCCCAAGCAUGAACCCAAAGCUUAUGCUGUCAUGCCAUUCGUCUGGAGCGUCGGCACGAUUCUGGGUCCUUCGAUUGGUGGUCUUUUCGCGGAGCCUGUCGACAACUUUCCGAACUACUUUCACAAAGGUGGUCUUUUCGACAAGUUCCCAUACCUGCUGCCGAACUUGAUCUGUUCCGGUCUCAUGCUGAUCUCUGUCAUUGCCGGCUACUGCUUGUUGAUGGAAACCCAUCCCGACAUGCAGCCAUGGAGCACACCGCAAGACCUGGACGAGACCGAUGCCGAGACACCAAUGCUUCCAGCUCAAGCGGGCCUGACCACUUCCGGAGCCAACUUGUCGCACGAGAGCUACGGCACUUUCAAUGCAGUGGAUGAGGAAGUGGUCGAGGAGGAAUGGGAUAUCAAGGCUGAUGGCACGAGCCGUACACCGAGCCAGAACAGCCGUACCGAUGAGAGAAAGGUCUUCACGAGACGAGUCAUCAUGCUUACAAUGGCGCUCGGCAUCUUCACCUACCACUCUAUGACCUACGAUCACUUGACGCCAAUCUUCUUCCAAGACGAACGCGUCCCAGCUGGAGGCCGAAUCAUGAGAGCAAUGCUCGAGGCUCCCUCCUCACCAUAUGGCUCACUUGCCGGUGGUCUCGGCCUCAGCGUGCGAGACACAGGUGUCAUUCUCAGCUUCAACGGCAUCAUCGCACUCGUUGUGCAAGCACUGAUCUUCCCUCUCGUUGUCACCUGGCUAGGCUCUUGGAAAACUUUCAUGAUGACUGCGAUCGGACAUCCUCUUGCAUACUUCAUCGUCCCAUACUUGGCCCUGCUCCCGGAGAAAUGGCUCUACCCCGGAAUUUACGCCACCCUCUCCGUACGAAACUUCUUCUCCAUCAUCGCAUACCCCGUCCUCCUCAUCCUCAUCAAAGAAGCUUCCCCCAGCCCUCGCUGCUUCGGCAAAAUCAACGGCUUGGCUGCUUCCGUCGGCGCAGGUGCCAGAUGCAUGGCUUCCCCUGUCGCCGGAUACCUGUACAGUCUCGGCAUGAAAAUGGAUUGUACGGCGAUCGCAUGGUGGGCUUCUGCACUUGUUGCUCUGAUCGGCACUGUUCAAGCUUUCUUCAUUAACAGGAAGAAGAGCGGCGAGAAUCAUCACGUCGAAGCCGUUGUGCCUUUCUUGCCUGAACAUCCGCGACAUCGGGAGUCGAGGCCUUCGAUUGUGAGGAUUCGGGUGCAGGAGGGAGAUGAUUCGGGGUAUUCGAGUUUGGAUGAGAGGACGCCUUUUGCUACGAGGGUGGUGAGGAGGGGUUAGGGUGCAUGAGAAUAGUCUUGUGGGAGAUGAGAUUCUUAGAAGAUGAGAAAGCUUUUUGGCGCUCGUUUCUGGACUGCUGCGUUCAAGCGGGCGCGAUUGGACUGGGUAUGAAUAUAGAGAAUGUUGGCAUUAGGCUCCCAGAUGAAGCUAUGAAUUGAUUAGUAUUGAUUAUAGACGGACAGACAGGAUAUGAAAUGAACAUUCAUGAAAAUGAACUUUUGAGGGGUGGGAUUCGUUUGAGGGGAAUUGUGAGCGGGUGUUCAUC